AUGAGCGAAAAUAUUUUAGCCUCAAGGGUGCAUCGAGUCGUCAACGAGUUCGGCACGACUCCAUUAGCCGGCACACCGGUGGAGGAUAAUAAUCAUGGUACACUGGAAGCAACACCCUCCACGGUGCUGGCGAUGCUGAUCGACGCCAUGCUCAAGUCGCAUCCCAUCUCACAUAAUCUGUCUCAGAAAGCUGUGAAGACGAUUCUCGGGGCAGGAUAUCAUGAUAUUGAACGAUUACGGGAGAGUUCGUGGGAGGAGAGGACGAUGGUCUUGAAGGAUGGCGGGUAUAACCGGUAUAGGGAGCAGGGGGCUACGAAUCUGGGCGAUCUUGCGAAGGUUGUUUGUGAGGAGUAUGAUGGAGACCUGAACAACCUCCUGAAAAAAGCCAAUUAUGACCGAUCUAGAGUUAGAGCUCUCGUCAAGGAAUUCAGAGGAUUCGGGGAUCUGGCUGUUGACAUCUUCUUCGAUAACGUGCAGAGCGUGUGGCCUUCCAUAGCGCCAUUCAUUGAUAGGCGCAGUCUUAACACCGCCGCGGAGACUGGCAUCGGGACGGAUCUGGAUGCCAUUUAUGCCGAAUUGGGACACGAUCCCUUGGAGAUAAGUAAGUUGGCUUCUGGGCUGUCCCUGGUCCGGCUGGAGAAGAAAGUGGGAGAGGUUGAGUGA
Molecule: messenger RNA, 663 nt
Organism: Monascus purpureus
Lineage: Eukaryota; Fungi; Ascomycota; Eurotiomycetes; Eurotiales; Aspergillaceae
Source: the annotation of a GenBank genome assembly